CUUGCCGAAAACUAAACUUCCGUUGCUCACUAAACUGCAUGAUUCGGUAGUUUUUCAUAUUCAACGUUGCCCUGCUAUUAUUUAUUUAAAUAUUCAGAAGCUUAGAAAACCUUUAAAAUGCCUAUUUAUAAAGUAAAUGUGAAGUGGGGAAAGGAGAAGUUUACAGAUGUUGAGUGUAAUACAGAUGAAGCCCCUGAGCUGUUCAAAGCUCAACUUUUUGCUCUGUCUGGUGUUCAACCAUGUAGGCAGAAGGUCAUGGUGACAGGAUCUAUCCUUAAGGAUGAUGACUGGGGCCCAGCAAAGAACAAGUUAAAAGAUGGUGUUAUGUUGCUGAUGAUGGGGACAGCAGAUGAGUUGCCAAUGGAACCAGCAGACAAGCCUGUGUUUGUUGAGGACAUGAGUGAGCAACAACUUGCCUCAGCCCUUGAUAUACCAGCUGGAUUGACUAAUCUUGGCAACACAUGUUACAUGAAUGCUACUGUACAGUGCCUAAGAGCCGUCCCAGAAUUAAAAGAUGCACUUAAAAGGUUUACUGGAGGGUUGACUGUGGCUGGAGCUAUUUCACCUGCAGAUUCUAUUACAGCAGCAUUGCGUGACUUGUAUGGGUCCAUGGAUAGAACAUCUGCUCCUAUUCCUCCAAUCAUUUUCCUCCAAGUGCUUCACAUGGUUUAUCCAAGGUUUGCAGAGAAGGGAGAGAAUGGAGGCUACCAACAACAGGAUGCCAACGAAUGCUGGACAGAAAUUGUCAGAAGUUUGCAGCAAAAGUUAAAAGGAGCUUCAUCCUCAUCUAGAAGCAUAGAGCCAAUGGAAACAAGUUCCACAGAGUCUGCUUCAACAUCGUCAUCUUCACUCUCAGUGUCAGACAAGGGAUUUAUUGAUCAGUAUUUUGGUGGAGAGUUUGAAACUACGAUGAAAUGUAAUGAAGCUCCAGAAGAAGAUGUGCUAAAAGGAACAGAAAAAUUUCUUCAACUCAGUUGUUUUAUAGAAAAAGAUGUUAAAUACAUGCAUACUGGAUUACACAGUAGGCUAGAAGAGACAGUUACCAAGAAUUCUCCAACUUUAGGAAGAGAUGCAAUAUACACAAAAUCUAGCAAGAUUAGCCGGUUACCUGCUUACCUAACAAUUCAGUUUGUCAGAUUUUUUUACAAAGAAAAACAAUCAACUAAUGCUAAAAUUUUAAAGGACAUCAAAUUUCCACUGUCGCUAGAUGUAUUUGAUUUAUGUACUCCAGCUCUGCAGCAGAAGUUGAUACCCAUGAGGGACAAGUUUAAGGCAGCAGAAGACAAAAAAGUAGAACAAGCUCAAAGCGCCAAAGGCAAAGCACCACUUGUCAAAGAUUCUAAGAAAGAUCUAAAGACAGAACCCUAUUGGUUUCCCGAUGAUACUGGCUCAAACAACAGCGGCUACUAUGAGUUAACUGCUGUACUCACACAUAAGGGAAGGUCCAGUUCUAGUGGUCACUAUGUGGCUUGGGUUAAAAGGAAAGGAGAUGAGUGGCUGAUGUUUGAUGAUGACAGGGUUACCCCUGUUAUGUCAGAAGAUAUUCUCAAGCUAUCAGGGGGAGGGGAUUGGCAUUGUGCCUAUGUGCUGUUGUACAGUCCAAGACUUUUAGAGGUGGAUGAAGACACCCAGGAAAAAUAACCCCUAGGACAUUAGAAACCAAUUUGUUUGAAGUUCAUCUCUGCUAUUUAAUCUGUUAUGCCACUUUAUUUUCAAACAGAAUAAAUAGGAUAAUGAUGGGACUAUUUUAAAUAUUUGAUUUCAAAUCUGAACAAAUGGUGUAUUUUGUGUUCAUGAAAAUGCUAGCAACAUUUUUAAAAAUCAUUUUUAUCUGCGCUGGUAGAGUGAAAUGCUGAAAAACUGAUAAAGCCUUUAAUUAACACCAGUAUAUGACAUUGUUUCUGUUAGAAGUUGGAUACAAUUAUUUUUUAAAGGCAUUUAUUUAUAGAAAAAUGUAAACAAAGUAAAAGCAUGGAUGUCCAAACAUUUGUUUGUCUUGUGCCACAUUAUAUUUCCAGGUUUAUGCAGUCAAUAACAUCUUCUUUUAUAAAUUGGAACUUAAAAUUUUUUUGAGUUAAUACUUUAGUGUAGAUGCUAUCGGAAGUAGCAUGUACUAUUAUGAAACAAUUUAAAAUUAUUGAUUUUGUUCUUAUUUUUUGAAAAUGUACUUGUAAUUAGCUUCAGUCAAAUAAAACUGGCAACUGUUUGUUUGUUGGUACGACUUAAUUUACUCAGUUAUGUAAAAUAUUGAUUGGAAAGAUGUCUUAUUUUUACCUGCGUAACUCAGUAACUGAACAUACGCUGGGCAUCCCUGACUUAUACAAUUUUAUUUUGUUUAGAUUAAGAACAAAAUGUGGAUAAGACUUGCAAGCUAGUCUUUGUGUUUUGUUACAUAGCGCUUGAGACAAGAGAGGAAGAUGGUUUUGUUUGCAGUGAUGUGUUUGCAUUGUCUUUUGCCUGUUUAUAGUACAUGUGUUUGUGUAUUGGGUAAGAUAAUAAAACUGUUGAAUAUAUGCUGUAUCCACUGAUGCUUCUUGAUUGUGAUUAAAUUUUUUCUGCCAACCUGA
Molecule: messenger RNA, 2567 nt
Organism: Physella acuta
Lineage: Eukaryota; Metazoa; Mollusca; Gastropoda; Physidae
Product: ubiquitin carboxyl-terminal hydrolase 14
Biological process (GO): regulation of proteasomal protein catabolic process; proteasome-mediated ubiquitin-dependent protein catabolic process; protein deubiquitination
Molecular function (GO): proteasome binding; cysteine-type deubiquitinase activity
Source: RefSeq, a predicted model, not a curated record